Cladophialophora carrionii CBS 160.54 is the source of this 1410-nucleotide messenger RNA. RefSeq lists its product as uncharacterized. NCBI's taxonomy places the organism in Eukaryota, Fungi, Ascomycota, Eurotiomycetes, Chaetothyriales, Herpotrichiellaceae. The record is from RefSeq and is a predicted model, not a curated record. The transcript has a single exon. Bases 1 to 1410 code for a protein of 469 amino acids. Gene Ontology annotation, molecular function: NAD binding; NADP binding; oxidoreductase activity.
AUGGCAAUCGCAUCCUCAACACCAACCAACCAGCCUUACCCGGCCGUGGCCUUCAUCGGCCUCGGAGCCAUGGGUUUCGCCAUGUCCACCCACCUCGUGCGGACCGGCUUCCCCGUGACAGGCUACGACAUCUACGGCCCGACGCUGGACCGCUGGCGCGCGACAUGCAAGGAGAUUGCGAGCACCGGCACGACUGCCGCCACGUUCGCGACCGCGACCUCGCCGGCCGAAGCGGUCCGCCACGCCAGCGUCGUGUGCCUGAUGGUCGCGAACCACCACCACGUCCACUCGGCCCUGUUCGACACGGAGGGCGGCGCGGUGCACGCGCUGCCCCGCGACGUGACGGUGAUUAUCCACGCGACCAUCCCGCCGACGCAGCCGUCGAGCGUGCGCGACAGGCUGACGCGCGAAUUCGGCCGCCCGGACGUCAAACUGAUCGACGCGCCCGUGUCCGGCGGCGUGGCGCGCUCCAUCAACGGCACCCUCACCAUCAUGGUCUCGUCGGACGUGAUGGAGAACCUGCAGGAGCCCAGCGCCAAGGCCGUGCUCGAGAGCGUCGCGUCCAAGGGCAAGACGCUGUACCCGAUCCCCGGCGGCCUCGGGGCCGGACAGUCGGCCAAGGCGCUGAACCAGGUGCAAUGCGGGAUCCACAUCCCCGCGGCGUCGGAGAUCAUGGGACUCGCGGCCAUCCACGGGCUGGACACGCAGAAAUUCUACGACGCGCUCAUCCCGGCACGGGACACCACCGGCAAACCGCCCGUCGGGUGGAGCUGGAUGUUCGAGAACCGGGGCCCGCGCAUGUUGAGCGCGACCCCGCCCCUGGCGUCGGCCACCUUGAUCAUCAACAAGGACGUGGGCAUCAUCCGCGACGAGGAGGUGCGCUUGCACGUCGACCUGCCGCUGCUCAACACGGCCAGCGACGUCAUCUCCGAGGUCAUGAAGACCCACGCCACCGCCGACGACAGCUGCAUCGUCCAGUCGUACCUGGGCUUCGGGUCCGAGCGAGAAGCGCUCGUCGUCAAACAGGCCGGAAACGCCACUGGCGAGCAGCAGCACCGGGCCAGCACGACGACGCGCGACAUCGCCACCGCGCAUGCCCUCAUCCACCUCGUCUCGGCGUACGAGACGAUCAAAUUCGCCCAGGCGCUCGAUCUCAUGCGCCCCGAGCAGAAGAAACAGUGGUUCAGCAUCAUCGCCGGUGCGGCGGGCGGGAGCACCAUCUUCUCAGAGGUGAUUCCGCGGGCGUUUGAAGACGCCGAUGGCAUCGAAGCCGCUUUCAAGAAAUACGCGCAGGAGAAAUUCCCAGGUGCUCUGGAGAUGGCGACGGAGAUGAUUGCGAACGCCAAGAAGCAAGGAUACAUGCCCGUCUUGUUAGAGGCGGCGGUUGAAAAUCUGAAGAGGCUGCUUUAA